AUGGCUGCCUUUUUAGGUAUUGCUUCAGGUGUUAUCAACUGCCUUAGUGGUGCAGUUGGAAUCAUGUCUGCAUUCAAAAAGACUCAUUCCAACCAAAUUAUCGGAAGUGGUCAAGGAACUGGCUUCUUCAAAUUUUAUUCGACAUUUAGUACUGGUGGACGCUCAAUGCGUGCUGAAAGAAGUGAAGCAUAUGUUAAAAAACAGAUUAAGAGGCUGUUGGCAAAACAAUCACCAGAAAUUCAAGACAAAAUGAAUGAAAUUAUUGAAUCAUUACAGGACGCUUUAGAAUUUCAGACAUAUGAUAUUGAAGAUCAUCGUUCCAUUAAUACUGUAGCAUUCAAUAAGCGAGUUGGUAAACUUUACUUCUACAUUUACGCAUUUGAAGGUAUUCCAGAGUCUAAAUUUGGUUACAUCGUUAAGCAUGAUGAUAUUAGGGUCGAAGUUGACAUGGAACUUGCAAAGGACUGGAUCAUUGUUUCAAAGAUGAAAUCUAGCUUCAUGAAGUGCACAAUGAACCAGGAAAUCCAGUACCUUCCAGACAAGUCAAUUGGCAUGACCGAAGUUAUCAAUGCCAUCUCUAUUGCAAUGGCUCCAGCAGCUUUAGGUCUUGUCAAAGUUCCACAGUCUUUCUUGAAUUGCAUGGGAGCUAUUAUUCAAUCUCAAGUUCAGAACCCAGAUAACAAGAUUGUCCCAUGUCCAAAUCCAGAGUUGGCUCAACAGGCACUUGGCGGCUUCCAGCAAAUGCUUGCUAACCAACAGCAAUCAGUCCAGGCAGCUCAGGAUGGCUUAGAUAAGAUUGAUGCUGGUCUCGGAAAGAUUGGAGAAACCAUCAAAGAAAAACCAGCUACAAAUUCUGCUGAAAGACUUCACCAUCGCCAGCACCAUUACCGCCAUUACGGUUUUGGAAUCCCUGAGACCCAUCGCUACCGCCACCAUCUUCCAUAUGAUCGCAUUUAA
Molecule: messenger RNA, 957 nt
Organism: Trichomonas vaginalis G3
Lineage: Eukaryota; Parabasalia; Trichomonadida; Trichomonadidae
Exons: 1
Coding region: 1-957 (318 amino acids)
Source: RefSeq, a predicted model, not a curated record